Fopius arisanus is the source of this 2979-nucleotide messenger RNA. Its product is annotated as LMBR1 domain-containing protein 2 homolog. The record is from RefSeq and is a predicted model, not a curated record. Lineage: Eukaryota; Metazoa; Arthropoda; Insecta; Hymenoptera; Braconidae. Bases 87 to 2165 code for a protein of 692 amino acids. Gene Ontology annotation, cellular component: membrane. The transcript has 2 exons.
CGUGAAAUAGACCAGAGCACUGAGAGCAGAGACAAGUAAUUCAAUUGAAUUAUUCAAAUGGUGGUAGUCAGAAGGAAUAAAUAAAAAUGAGCGUGGGUCCUCUAGUAACGGAAAUUGUCCUGGCGUUUUGUCUGGCUGCGACUCUACUCUACAGAUAUGGAAAUGUAUUCAGGAAUCAUAUUGUUGUCACAUUAUCGGUGCUUGUCGCUUGGUACUUUUCAUUAUUGAUUAUAUUCGUGCUGCCCCUAGAUGUUUCCUCGACCGUGUACCGACAAUGCAUGGAGAAAAAUCUUGUGGUAAAUUCGUCGAAUCAAAUUCUUGAAUCAAAUGGUACUGUUCCCUCGACCAAUUGUUUGAAACCGUGGUCGAGUGUUCCAGACAACGUUUUCCCCAAUUUAUGGAGAAUAGUGUACUGGACGUCUCAGUGCUUGACGUGGCUGAUCCUUCCCCUGAUGCAGUCGUACAUAAAAGCCGGAGACUUUACAAUCCGAGGGAAGCUCAAGUCAGCGUUAAUUGACAACGCAAUUUACUACGGAAGUUACUUAUUCAUCUGUGGAAUUCUGUUGAUCUACAUUGCCCUCAAACCAGGACAGAAUUUGGACGGGCAGAAAUUGAAGGCCAUCGCCUCCUCAGCCUCGAACACUUGGGGUUUAUUUCUCCUGGUGUUGCUGCUCGGUUAUGCCCUGGUGGAAGUCCCCAGAGGCCUCUGGAACUCCAGUAAACUCCCUUACAAGCUCCAGUACAGUUAUUUCAAGGCAUCAAAAUUAAGUCUGGAGAAGUGUGAAGCUGAGGAGACUGUGGAUGACAUAUUGGAGUCUCUCCACGCAGCAUCCGCUGCGAUAGGACCCAAUCACCCAUUCUACAGAAAUCUUGAGACUAUUUUCCAGAAAGUUCCUGUCGAAGUGAAGGACAAGAUAAGCAGGAGACAAUUGCCAGACGAUACCCCACUCGAUGGCCCAUCGGAGAAAGCUUUGAUCAGACUUCACAGACAGACUAUCAAAGCUCUUCAGACCCUCCAGAGGACUGAAACCCAGUGGGGAAUUCUGAUGGAGAAGAUUUUCCAACUCGAGGAUAUUGCCAAUAAUCUGUCGAAUCACGACAGAAGAUUCAAAUCUUCAUUCGGAAAACUUCGACCACUCUACAUAAGAAUCAUCUGCAAUCCAACAGUCGAGUGGUACUGGAAGUGUAUGAUAAAGAGUUAUGUGCAGAGAGCAAUUGCUGUUGUUGCUGGAUGUCUUUCAGUUGCUGUUGUCUGGUCUGAAGUGACGUUCUUCAAUAAAUCCCCCGUUUUGUCCCUCUUUGCACAGUUUUUAAACUUGGCUAAAGCUAAAUACGAUUAUCUCACGAUUGAAAUACUCUCCACUGUUAUUAUUGCAUAUCUGUGCUACUGUGCAUAUUCUACAGUAUUGAAGAUACGCUUAUUGAAUCUUUAUUAUCUUGCACCCCAUCAUCAAACUAAUGAGUACAGUCUCAUCUUCAGUGGCAUGAUGCUCUGUCGUCUAACACCACCGAUGUGUCUCAAUUUUCUUGGGCUCAUUCAUAUGGACUCGCAUAUUAUCAAAACGCACAUUCUCGAAACUCAUUAUACCCAAGUUAUGGGACAUAUGGAUGUCAUAUCCAUUAUCUCGGAUGGAUUCAAUGUUUAUUUUCCAAUGGCUAUUUUAGCUUUUUGUUUGGCUACUUAUUUUAGCGUUGGUAGUAGACUCUUGAAUGUACUUGGGUUUCAACAGUUUCUUGGGGAUGAUGAGCUCACCACUGAUCUUGUUGAUGAGGGAAGGGAGCUUAUUCUUCGGGAACGAAGAAAACGACAGAGAGCCGAGGAUUCGGUGACACGCAGGCGUGAAUUUCAGGAACGAUUCAUAAAUCCAACAUCAGCAUCGUCUAGAUACAGAAAUAGUCGUCAGGGAAGUGACACUGUAAGACCACUCCGGAGAGAUGAGUCCACGGAAUCAGCUAGGGCUGGUCUCCUGCGAGAUUUUGAACCCAGUGAAUACUACGUUGGUACUACCUAUGACAGUGCUAAUUCGUACAGUGUAAAUAAUUACGAUGGUGGCUAUCAAGCAGCUGAUUUUUAUGAUUCACGUAACGACCAAACGAGGAAUUUCACAUCAUCAAAUUCCAGUUGGUUAACUGGUCCUCCCAGACGAAUAUUUGAUGAUGUGUGAAGUCUCGGAGUUUUGGUCAAAUUUUUAUAUUGAAGUUUAGAGAAAAUUGGAGGAAUUAGGAGAUAAUAUAUUGCAAUGAUGAUAAGUCAAUAGUAUUUAUUCAUUCAUAGGCAGUUUUUGAUGUAAUUAUGUUAUGAAAUAAUGGAAAUAUCUGCCUUAGGAAAAAAUUUUUCAUGAAUAUCAUGAUGUAAUGUGUUGUGUAAUGCUAUCAAGAGUUGAAUAAAUUCAUAUUAGAAAUUAAUCAAAAGAGCAAGAUUAAUAGAUUAAUAGAUUUUUAUUUCCCAUAUUUCAUUGAUUAUUAACUCCAUUCGGCAGUUUUAUUGCUCCCUAGCACUGAUUGGACAAGUACAGAUCCCCGAACAAUAAUCAUCGAACAAGAUUUUCCAAGACUAGUCCAUAAAUUGGUAGAUUCAAUUAAAAGCGAAUAAAAUAUUUAUUCAGUACAGCAACACGCAGAUGAAGACUAUUGAUUCGUUUAUGGAAAAAUAUUUGUAUUUGAUAUCUCACUUUAGUCUUUUCUCGGAGUUUUAAGAAAAUAUGCUUUUUGUACAAUUUCACGUCUUAUAAUAAACUUUGAUUAUCACCCGAUAGGUUUUUUUACAUCCUUGGAAGUCAAAUAAAAUAUAUUACUUCAUUCAUAAAACAUCACAUACAGUUAACAUUUCAAACCAGAAACAAACCAUCUAAAUUUAAAAUAAACAAAACAACGUAAAAAAUCAUGAAUUAAAAUCGAGUUCUCUCCGGAUUCCAACUAAAAUCAAUAGACAGAAAAAAUAAAAUUAUAUUGAAAAAUUUUUACCUGCCCUUUAACUUU